Tachyglossus aculeatus (Australian echidna) is the source of this 3608-nucleotide messenger RNA. It is a transcript of the gene UPF1, whose product is annotated as UPF1 RNA helicase and ATPase. Gene Ontology annotation, biological process: nuclear-transcribed mRNA catabolic process, nonsense-mediated decay. NCBI's taxonomy places the organism in Eukaryota, Metazoa, Chordata, Mammalia, Monotremata, Tachyglossidae. The record is from RefSeq and is a predicted model, not a curated record. Gene Ontology annotation, molecular function: zinc ion binding; hydrolase activity; DNA binding. The transcript is spliced from 24 exons. Bases 203 to 3544 code for a protein of 1113 amino acids. Gene Ontology annotation, cellular component: cytoplasm.
UAGUGUGUGCUUCUAGAAGAGGCGACGGGGAAGAGCAGGGGUCUCGUUACUGUCUGUGGCGGCGAGGUUGAGUGCGCUUCGGUCGAGUAAGUGGGGCGGCCAGGCCUUAGGCGUGCGGCCGGAGCCGGGGUCUCGGGUGCGAGGCGAGGCCGGGGCCCGUGAGGCGAGGCCGGGCAGGCAGAACAGGCCGCUCCCCGCCGCCAUGAGUGUGGAGGCGUACGGGCCCAGUUCGCAGACUCUCACCUUCCUCGACACCGAGGAGGCCGAGCUACUUGGAGCCGACACCCAGGGAUCCGAGUUCGAGUUCACUGACUUCACCCUUCCCAGUCAGACCCAGACUCCUCCCGGGGCGCUCGGAAUCGUCCCCGGCGGGCCCGGAGGCCCGGGCGUCGGGGGGCCCCCCGGGCAACUCGAUAUUCAGGUUAAUGGGCCUGAUGGUAUCCUACAGAAUGGUGCUGUAGAUAACAGUGUAGCCAAAACUAGCCAGCUCUUGGCAGAAUUGAACUUUGAGGAAGACGAAGAAGAUGCCUACUACACAAAGGAUCUUCCUGUACAUGCUUGCAGUUACUGUGGUAUCCAUGACCCAGCUUGUGUUGUUUACUGCAACACCAGCAAGAAGUGGUUCUGUAAUGGACGUGGAAAUACUUCUGGCAGCCAUAUUGUAAAUCAUCUGGUACGAGCAAAAUGCAAAGAGGUGACCCUCCACAAAGAUGGGCCCCUGGGAGAAACUGUUUUGGAGUGUUACAACUGUGGAUGCCGUAAUGUGUUCCUUCUUGGCUUUAUUCCUGCCAAGGCUGACUCAGUAGUCGUACUGCUGUGCAGGCAGCCUUGUGCCAGUCAGAGUAGUUUAAAGGAUAUCAAUUGGGACAGCUCACAGUGGCAGCCCCUUAUCCAAGACCGCUGCUUUCUCUCCUGGCUGGUAAAGAUUCCUUCUGAACAGGAGCAAUUAAGAGCACGUCAGAUUACAGCUCAGCAAAUUAACAAAUUGGAAGAGCUCUGGAAGGAAAAUCCCUUAGGAACUUUGGAAGAUCUUGAAAAUGCUGGUGUUGAUGAAGAGCCGCAACAUGUCCUACUCAGACAUGAGGAUGCGCACCAAUAUCUAAAUAUAUUUGGACCCCUUGUCAAACUUGAGUCAGAUUAUGAUAAGAAACUCAGAGAAUCCCAGACCCAAGAUAACAUCACAGUGAGAUGGGACCUGGGCCUCAACAAGAAGAGAAUUGCUUACUUCACCUUGCCGAAGACUGACUCUGAUAUGCGUCUUAUGCAGGGAGAUGAGAUAUGCCUGCGAUAUAAAGGAGACCUUGCACCUCUAUGGAAAGGAAUUGGUCACGUUAUUAAAGUCCCUGAUAAUUACGGCGAUGAAAUUGCAAUUGAAUUGAGGAGUAGUGUUGGAGCACCUGUAGAAGUUACUCAUAAUUUUCAAGUGGAUUUUGUGUGGAAGUCUACUUCAUUUGACCGAAUGCAGAGUUCAUUAAAAACAUUUGCUGUGGAUGAAACUUCAGUGUCUGGCUAUAUUUAUCACAAACUGUUGGGUCAUGAAGUAGAAGAUGUGAUUGUUAAAUGUCAGCUGCCAAAACUAUUUACAGCCCAAGGUCUCCCUGACCUCAAUCAUUCUCAGGUCUAUGCAGUAAAGACUGUUCUGCAGCGGCCCCUGAGCCUUAUCCAAGGACCCCCUGGAACAGGGAAAACCGUAACAUCAGCUACAAUUGUCUAUCAUUUAGCUAGGCAAGGGAAUGGGCCUGUGCUAGUUUGUGCCCCAAGUAACAUAGCUGUGGAUCAGUUAACUGAGAAGAUUGAUCAAACUGGGCUGAAAGUGGUUCGUCUGUGUGCUAAGAGUCGUGAGGCAAUUGACUCUCCAGUGUCUUUCCUGGCAUUGCACAACCAGAUCAGAAACAUGGAUAGUAUGCCUGAGCUCCAAAAAUUACAACAGCUGAAAGAUGAAACUGGAGAACUGUCUUCAGCUGAUGAAAAGAGAUAUCGUGCAUUGAAACGAACAGCAGAGCGAGAACUGCUUAUGAAUGCCGAUGUGAUCUGCUGCACCUGUGUGGGAGCUGGUGAUCCAAGACUUGCCAAGAUGCAGUUUCGUUCCAUUUUAAUUGAUGAAAGUACCCAGGCAACUGAGCCGGAGUGUAUGGUACCAGUUGUUCUUGGAGCCAAACAGUUGAUCCUUGUAGGAGAUCAUUGCCAGCUGGGCCCAGUGGUGAUGUGCAAGAAAGCUGCAAAGGCAGGGUUAUCUCAGUCACUGUUUGAGAGGCUCGUGGUGCUGGGGAUCCGUCCCAUCCGCCUGCAAGUGCAGUAUCGUAUGCAUCCUGCUCUUAGCGCUUUUCCGUCCAACAUUUUCUAUGAAGGAUCACUUCAAAAUGGCGUUACUGCAGCGGAUCGUGUGAAAAAGGGAUUUGAUUUCCAGUGGCCCCAGCCUGAUAAACCAAUGUUCUUCUAUGUGACUCAGGGCCAAGAAGAAAUUGCCAGCUCAGGCACCUCUUAUCUCAACAGGACUGAAGCUGCAAAUGUGGAAAAAAUAACUACAAAGCUGUUAAAGGCAGGUGCCAAGCCAGAUCAAAUUGGUAUUAUUACUCCAUAUGAAGGUCAGCGAUCUUACCUGGUGCAGUACAUGCAGUUCAGUGGUUCGCUGCAUACAAAGCUCUAUCAGGAAGUGGAAAUAGCGAGUGUUGAUGCGUUCCAGGGUCGAGAAAAGGACUUUAUCAUUCUGUCUUGUGUAAGAGCCAACGAACAUCAAGGAAUUGGCUUUUUAAAUGAUCCCAGGCGUCUCAAUGUGGCUCUCACCAGAGCGAGAUAUGGAGUAAUUAUUGUUGGCAACCCAAAGGCCCUGUCCAAGCAGCCACUGUGGAAUCACCUAUUGAACUACUACAAGGAACAGAAAGUGCUGGUAGAGGGGCCCCUGAACAACCUCCGCGAGAGCCUAAUGCAGUUCAGCAAGCCCCGCAAACUCGUCAAUACCAUCAACCCCGGAGCUCGAUUCAUGACUACGGCCAUGUAUGAUGCCCGUGAAGCUAUUAUCCCAGGAUCUGUUUACGAUCGAAGUAGUCAAGGCCGUCCCUCAAAUCUGUAUUUCCAAACCCAUGAUCAGAUUGGGAUGAUUAGUGCUGGACCCAGCCACGUCGCUGCUAUGAACAUUCCUAUCCCAUUCAACCUUAUGAUGCCACCGAUGCCACCUCCAGGUUAUUUCGGACAAGCUAAUGGACCAGCUGCAGGCCGGGGGACCCCCAAGGGGAAGACAGGCCGUGGUGGACGCCAGAAAAAUCGUUUUGGUAUUCCCGGGACAAGUUCGAAUCUUCCAAAUAGUCAAGCGAGUCAGGAUGUGGUGUCUCAGCCGUUCUCCCAGGGUCCGUUGACUCAGGGCUAUAUUUCCAUGAGUCAACCAUCGCAGAUGAGUCAGCCAGGACUCUCCCAACCAGAAUUAUCACAGGACAGUUACCUUGGUGAUGAGUUUAAAUCGCAGAUCGAUGUGGCUCUGUCGCAGGAUUCUACAUACCAGGGUGAACGGGCAUAUCAGCACGGCGUGACUGGACUGUCACAGUAUUAGAGUGUUGAGGAAGAAGAGCUAAGCUUAUGUGGAGCUUAGUCCAUCAGCAUCUUAUUCUGGGUAA